ACUGACUGAUCAAGCAGGAAAUAAUCAGAAAUACUUUUGUCCAGAAUGAACCGUCCAACUAAAGCAGAGAGAUGAAGAACAUGAACAGAAUCAUCAGUUUUAUGCUUUAUUGUCUGUUUUUGUGCUCCUCGGUUUUCUCUAAUGAUGAUACACAGGUCUCCUGUCAGGUCAGCAAGACUUGUAUCUUACCCUGCAGUUUCACAGCUCAUGAUGACGUUGUCAUCCACUGGAUUCAAGAGACUCCACCACAGUCCCGGGUUCAAGAGACUCCACCAGAGUCCCGGGUUCACUCCUACUAUCACAAACAAAACCAACUGGGAGAGCAGCACCAGAGGUUCAGAGGAAGAACAUCUCUGUUUAAGGACCAGAUCUCCAGAGGAAACGCUUCCCUGCUGCUGAGAGGAGUGAAGGUUCAGGACCAGGGCAGAUAUCUGUGUUACAUCACUGGAAAUGAGGAGAACUUCAUCCACCUGAAUGUGAACGCUCCAGUCCAGCACGUCAACAUAGAACAGGUACAAAAUAAAAUCACCUGCAGCUCAGAGGGGAUCUAUCUUGAACCUGGACUCAUCUGGACCACCAGUCCUCCAUCCAGCAUGAACCUGCAGAACCCACCAACAGUCCAGCAGACUGAACAGCAGCUUUACAGCAUCAGCAGCUCUCUGGUCCUUUCAGACGGAGAUACUGACCUGGACUACAUCUGCACCGUCAGCACUCCAGCAAACAGCAGGAGAUCCACUUUGCUUCAACCAGCUGUUAUAAGUGGAUCACACACUGAAACAUUCAUCUCCUGCUCAACCGACAAUUAUCCAAUAAAGUAUCUCACCUGGACAUUUAACCACAAAGAGAUCAUCCUGACCCAAAGGGGACAUGAAGGGUUCUACAUAACUACAGAGAGGUGGAAGCAGCAUGUGAUGACUGUAUCAAGGACAGGAAGUCUCACUCUGAAGCAUUUAUCUUCAGACCAGACAGGAACAUACAAAUGUGAACUCAGGGAUGAAGAGGAAACAUACGUGAAAUACACCUUUCUUCACAUACCAAAAGACAGGACCGGAGUUAUUGUAGGAGUGGUGAUGGGUUUGCUGCUGCUGCUGGUGGUCUUGGUUUCUGGAGCCGUUGGUUACAAAUACAGGAAAAGCGUGCAGGAAUACAGGAAAAGGAGGAAAGAAAGGAAGAAGAGGAAAAAAAUAGAAGGAGAGGAGGUUCUGGUUCUGUUGGGCAUGAAGGAGCAGGACUCAAAAGAAGGGGUUAAACAGAGACUGAUCUCAGCUAUGAAGGACCGCAGAGAAGUUCGCAUUCAGCUUCAAACACGUGACGAUGUGACAUCUGAGGACCAGGAUGACUCCAGGAGUGACAACUAUACUGUAAAAAUGUGGUUGAAGGACACUUUGGAGGAUUUGGACUCCAGUGGGCUGAAGGAAUUCCACUGGUACCUGGUGAAUGCAGAAGAAUCAAAGGAUGGUUUCAAACCGAUCCCAGUGUGUGAUCUGGAGCAUGCGGACAUAUUGAAGACAGCAGAUCUGAUGAUGCAGAGGUUCUCCUCAAAUACCAAAGAGGUGGCCGAGACGAUUUUAAAGAAGAUGAAAAGAGAUAAAGUUUGUAAAAAGUUGAAGUCUAAGCUGAAGGAGAAGUACCAGCAUGUGUCUGAGGGGAUUAUUAAAGCAGGAAACCCAACCAUUCUGGAUCAGAUCUACACGGAGCUCUACAUCACAGAGGGAGGGACUGGAGAGGUCGACGAUGAACAUGAAGUCAGACAGAUUGAAGCAGCUUCCAGGAAACCAGACAGAGCAGAAACAGCCAUCAGACAGGAAGACAUCUUUAAACCCCCACCUGGAAGAGAUAAACCAAUCAGAACGGUGAUGACGAAGGGAGUGGCCGGCAUCGGGAAAACAGUCCUAACACAGAAGUUCAGUCUGGACUGGGCUGAAGGCACAACCAACCAGGACAUCCAGUUACUGCUUCCAUUCACCUUCAGACAGCUGAAUGUGCUGAGAGAGGAGAAGUUCAGCUUGGUGGAACUUGUUCAUCACUUCUUCUCUGAAACCAAAGGAAUCUGCAGCUUUGAAGAGUUCCAGGUCGUGUUCAUCUUUGACGGUCUGGAUGAGAGUCGACUUCCUCUGAACUUCCACAAAAAUGAGGUCCUGACUGAUGUUACAGAGUCCACCUCAGUGGCUGUGCUGCUGACAAACCUCAUCAGGAGGAACCUGCUUCCUUCUGCUCGUCUCUGGAUCACCACACGACCCGCAGCAGCCAAUCAGAUCCCUCCUUACUGUGUUGACAUGGUGACAGAGGUCAGAGGGUUCACUAACCCACAGAAGGAGGAAUACUUCAGGAAGAGGUUCAGAGAUGAGGAGCAGACCAGCAGGAUCGUCUCCCACAUCAAGACAUCACGGAGCCUCCACAUCAUGUGCCACAUCCCAGUCUUCUGCUGGAUCACUGCUACGGUCCUGGAGAACGUCCUGGAAACCAGAGAGGGAGGGCGGCUGCCCAAGACCCUGACUGAGAUGUACAUCCACUUCCUGGUGGUCCAGGCCAAACUGAAGAAGGUCAAGUAUCACGGAGGAGCUGAGACGAAUCCACACUGGAGUCCAGAGAGCAGGAAGAUGGUGGAGUCUCUGGGAAAACUGGCAUUUGAGCAGCUGCGGAAAGGAAACCUGAUCUUCUAUGAAUCAGACCUGAGAGAGUGUGGCAUCGAUGUCACAGACACUUCAGUGUACUCAGGAGUGUUCACCCAGAUCUUUAGAGAGGAGAGAAACAUGUACCAGGACCAGGUCUUCUGCUUCAUCCAUCUGAGUGUCCAGGAGUUUCUGGCUGCUCUUCAUGUCCAUCUGACCUUCAUCAGCUCUGGAGUCAACCUGCUGGAGGAGCAAAGAAACACCUUCAGGUUGGGAAGUGCAGAGACUGACUUCUAUCAGACAGCUGUGGACAAGACCUUACAGAGUCCAAACGGACACCUGGACUUGUUCCUCCGUUUCCUCCUGGGUCUUUCACUGGAGACCAAUCAGAACCUCCUACGAGGUCUGAUGGAACCAAAACAAAGAAGUUCACAGGAAACAGUUGAAUACAUAAAGAAGAAGAUCAGUGAGGAUCUGUCUGCAGAGAGAAGCAUCAACCUGUUCCACUGUCUGAGUGAUCUGAACGAUCGGUCUCUGGUGGAGGAGGUCCAACGGUACCUGAGGUCAGGACGUCUCUUCAGAGUUAAACCGUCUCCUUCUCAGUGGUCGGCUCUGGUCUUCAUCUUACUGUCAUCAGAAGAUCUGGAGGAGUUUGACCUGAAGAAGUUCCGAGCUUCAGAAAAGGUUCUACGGAGGCUGCUGCCGGUGGUCAAAGCCUCCAAGAAAGUUCUGUUGAGAGGCUGUAAACUCUCAGGGAACAUCUGUCCACUUCUGUCCUCAGUUCUCAGCUCUCAGUCCUCCAGUCUGACAGAACUGGACCUGAGCUACAACCCCCUGCAGGAUUCUGGACUGAAGCAGCUGUGUCCUGGACUGGAGAGUCCACACUGUCACCUGGAGUCUCUCAGGUUGAAGUGGUGCGGUCUGUCAGAGAUCAGCUGUUCUUCUCUGGGCCCAGCUCUGAAGUCCAACCCCUCCCAUCUGAAAUAUCUGGACCUGAGCAGGAACAAGCUGCAGGAUUCAGGAGUGAAACAUCUGAGUGGAUUUCUGGAGAGUCCAGACUGCAGACUGGAGACUCUGAGGUUGAGGAGCUGCGGUCUGUCAGAGAUCAGCUGUUCUUCUCUGGUCUCAGCUCUGAAGUCCAACCCCUCCCAUCUGAAACUUCUGGACCUGAGUAAGAACAACCUGCAUGAUUCAGGAGUGAAACAUCUGAGUGGAUUUCUGGAGAGUCCAGACUGCAGACUGGAGACUCUGAGGUUGUUGAACUGCAGUUUGUCAGAGAUCAGCUGUUCUUCUCUGGGCUCAGCUCUGAAGUCCAACCCCUCCCAUCUGAAACAUCUGGACCUGAGUGGGAACCAGAACCUGCGUGAUUCAGGAGUGAAACAUCUGUGUGGAUUUCUGGAGAGUCCAGACUGCAGACUGGAGACUCUGAGAUUGGCGAGGUGCAGGUUGUCAAAGAUCAGCUGUUCUUCUCUGGUCUCAGCUCUAAAGUCCGACCCCUCCCAUCUGGAACAUCUGGACCUGAGUCUGAACCACCUGAAGGCUGCAGAUGUGAAGCAGCUUUCUGAUCUGGUGGAGAGUCCCGACUACAAGCUGCAGGAUCUCAGGUGGAGAUGAUGAGAGUGUUCAGGACGGAUGUGUCAUGUCCUGAUCGUCCUCAGAGUUGAAGCAGAACCAGUUUGUGUGGACAGACUCUGACUGGACCGUGAUGAAGAUGAAGAUGAAGAUGUACAUAGUUUCAGCUCAGUUUGUUUCUGACUUCCAGCGUUUUACAAACUUCUCAGAUAUUCACGUAUUUCAGUGGCAGCCGGUGUAUUUUUCUCCAGGGGGGUUUAUACCAAACUCCAAAAUAGAAAAGCAGGCAAAUGAUGUACUAAAGUAUCACAUCUGUAUUUGAAUAAAUGAAAUCAUGAAGAGCUGCUACAGAGCCACAGUCUCUGAGAAGUUUCCUGAAGAUUAUUCCCCAUGAAGAGCUGCUUCAGUUUAGGGCCAGUUUUCAACGUGCUCUUGUUCAGCGUUAGUGUUUAGCGUUUAGGGUUAGGGUUUAUGG
Messenger RNA from Cololabis saira (Pacific saury), 4659 nucleotides. Its product is annotated as NACHT, LRR and PYD domains-containing protein 3-like. Gene Ontology annotation, molecular function: protein binding. NCBI's taxonomy places the organism in Eukaryota, Metazoa, Chordata, Actinopteri, Beloniformes, Belonidae. The coding region runs from base 72 to 4226 and encodes 1384 amino acids. The transcript has 15 exons. The record is from RefSeq and is a predicted model, not a curated record.